AUGCAUCACGAGAUAGCUAAAUACUCUCUCGUGGCUAAAACUAAAUGAAAUUAUUUGACCAAACUGAAUCACCCACAACUUCCUUUUCUUUUUUCCUUCUUUUGACAAUAUAAGAAGCACCCACAUUAUAACUUAUCAUCCAAAAUAAGUAGCUUCUGCUCCCGUUUAUCUGUCUUCUAAAUUGGGAUUACUCUAUUUGACUUUUCAUUAUUCUUUGUUAUUUUAUUUCUUUUUAUGCUCAUUUUUUGUCUGGUUAUAUUGUAUGAUAUGGAGUUUCUCUCUCUCCUUUCCACAAUUGGAAAUAAGCUAGGCACUAGAUUUAGCCUCCGUUUUGUACAAUUUUCCCGGGAAAUUGUCAUUUUGAUCUCAUUCUAGAUUAAGAAUUUGACUUUAUCUUCUUUUAUUAUUGUUGGGGUUUGAACAGGGAGGAACAUUUCAAUUCAACUGUGCUGCUGAGAUGAGUUUGAGUAACGGGAAUGCCGUGAAGCCCUUCAAGAUCUUCGUGGGGUAUGAUUCACGUGAAGACGUUGCCUUUGAGGUAUGCCGCUACUCCAUCUUGAAGAAGUCUUCGAUCCCCGUUGAGAUCAUACCAAUCAAGCAAUCAGAUCUGAGAAAAAGUGGCUUGUAUUGGCGCGAAAAGGGCCAAUAUGAGAGCACCGAAUUCUCCUUCUCGAGAUUCUUGACUCCCUAUUUGGCCAACUACGAGGGUUGGGCAAUGUUUGUGGAUUGUGACUUCCUCUACUUAGCAGAUAUUAAGGAGCUGAGAGACCUUAUUGUUGAUGAAAAGUAUGCUAUCAUGUGUGUUCAGCAUGAUUAUGCUCCAAAAGAGACCACAAAAAUGGAUGGGGCAGUGCAAACCGUGUAUCCCAGAAAGAAUUGGUCUUCUAUGGUGCUGUAUAAUUGUGGGCAUCCCAAGAACCGUGUUCUAACUCCUGACCUUGUGAACUCACAAACGGGUGCUUUCCUUCACAGGUUUCAGUGGCUCCAAGACGAUGAAAUUGGCUCCAUUCCAUUUGUUUGGAACUUCCUUGAGGGGCAUAACAGGGUUGUCGAGAGUGACCCGAGUACUUUACCUAGGGCCAUCCAUUAUACUCGUGGGGGCCCAUGGUUUGAAGCUUGGAAGAACUGUGAUUUUGCUGAUCUCUGGCUUAAUGAAAGGGAUGAAUACCUGAACAAUGAGGCCAAAAAAGCAAUUACAAAUUGAAUCAGCUUAAUUGUGGCAAUAAAUACAUUCUGGGAAGUACUUGGAUCGAUGGUUUCGCUUUUACUUCGUAUCAGCAAUCUUUCUGCCAGGGCAAUAUGGUUCAUAGAGAGGUCUGGAUGUUUAUAUGGGUUGCUGUGGUUUGGUGUGUGGAAUGUACGCAAUCAAUGCAUUGAUCUUAUCACAAGAACAAGAUUCUCGAUUCUAUUCUCUUUACGCGCGGCUUUGUCCAAAGCUAGGAUCCGUGGCUUUGAUUUAAAAUCAAUGACUAUCAUUUUUUGUUUUUUUUUUUUUGCUUUUUUUAUAUUUUUAUGUUAUUUUUCCAAUUUUAUCCUUUUUUUUUCUC
Molecule: messenger RNA, 1547 nt
Organism: Glycine soja
Lineage: Eukaryota; Viridiplantae; Streptophyta; Magnoliopsida; Fabales; Fabaceae
Product: protein CDI-like
Exons: 1
Coding region: 458-1204 (248 amino acids)
Source: RefSeq, a predicted model, not a curated record